AUGAUUAUCAAUGGGGUAAAUUACGCCCCAGACGAACUGGAACACCAUUUCGAAAAAGAGUUUAUUCAAGGAGCAGUCCCGGGCUUUUUCUGCUGCUUUUCCACUUUACCUCACUCGUCCGACACAGAGGAAAUUGUUGUUGCUUACUUGCCAUCGGUUGAGGAGAAUGAUACCCGAGCCCGGAUCGGAACUCGCGAUAGGAUAGUCGAUGUUAUCGGCUUGCAUACAUCUUCGUCUGCCAUCGUUCUACCUCUCACGGUCGUUGAUCUCAAGCCAUCGGCACUAGGAAAGCUGCCCAGGGGCGCAAUCAAGUCGGCUUUCGAGAAGGGUGCGUACGCCCAGCAACUGCUUGAAGCAAAUGAAGGCUACAGAAGAGAACUUGACCUUGCAGAGGAGACAGUCUCUCCUCUUGAGAAACUCAUCCGUCACGAAAUACAUGAGUAUUUCCAAGUCAAAGGGCCGUAUCUCAGCAUCGGAAGAUCUAUGUUCUUGCUCGGCGCUACGUCAAUGGACCUCAUCAAGAUUGGGCGUCUAAUUUCGAACCGGCUUCAGUUACGAGAAAGACUCACGCUCAGCCAGGUCCUGAGAAACCCGACGCCUCAAGGCCUAGCUAUAGCGAUUGAGGGCGACCAUCUCUGAGUCUUCAGCAACUCGGAUCGUUGGCUCGAGCUAGGCCUCGGCGAGGAGGAGUACGUCAAGUGGGCAGAUAUGGCAUCUUCGCUCCAGCACCUGACUCGAGACUACGAACCACGG
Molecule: messenger RNA, 753 nt
Organism: Colletotrichum acutatum
Lineage: Eukaryota; Fungi; Ascomycota; Sordariomycetes; Glomerellales; Glomerellaceae
Exons: 1
Coding region: 1-639 (212 amino acids)
Source: RefSeq, a predicted model, not a curated record